Messenger RNA from Kwoniella shivajii, 1404 nucleotides. RefSeq lists its product as uncharacterized. Bases 1 to 1404 code for a protein of 467 amino acids. The transcript is spliced from 12 exons. Gene Ontology annotation, molecular function: L-amino acid transmembrane transporter activity. NCBI's taxonomy places the organism in Eukaryota, Fungi, Basidiomycota, Tremellomycetes, Tremellales, Cryptococcaceae. Gene Ontology annotation, biological process: amino acid transmembrane transport. The record is from RefSeq and is a predicted model, not a curated record.
AUGCACGCCGAUCAAGUCGUUUACGACCAUGAGGCCAAAAAAUCCCAUCAUGAUGCCGUUGAGGUCGACGCUUUUACCGCUCUCGCAAUUGAAGAGCAGGAUCACGAUAUCAAAUACCGAACUCUGAGUUGGCAAAAAGCUACUCUUUUACUGUUUGGAGAAUAUGUCUGUUUGGCUAUUCUUGCUUUGGCUUGGAGUUGGAGUGUUCUUGGAUGGGUCUGUGGAUUCUUCAUCACAUUCGGUUUAGGUAUCGUCACCUGGUACACCAGUUAUGUUCUCUGGCAAUUCUGCAUGCGACAUCCGGAAGCUCACGACAUUUGCGAUAUCGCUGCUAUCCUCUUCCCUGCCAUUCCCCGAAUUGCUUUUGAGAUCACUGGUGUCAUGCUGCUUUUGAACAACAUCUUCCUUAUUGGAUUCCAUGUGUUUACUGGAGCAAAGAUUUUCAACACUCUCAGUGAUGGCGCUGUUUGUACUGUCGCAUUCCAAGCAAUAACUGCUGUUAUCGGUAUCAUUGUGUCCCUUCCCCGAACUCUUAACCACGUUUCUAUCAUGUCCAUCGUCUCUGCUAUUGCAAUGGGUAUCGCCAUUAUCCUUUCGAUGGUCUAUGCCGGUAUUGAAGAUCACCCUUUGUAUGGUUACGGUGGAAACUAUCCCGAAUUGGGACCCGUAAAGACAUCCGUCGGUUUACCUGGUGCUCCUGGAUUUAUUGCCGGAACUAACGCUGUGCUCAACAUUACUUUCCUUUGGAUCGGUCAGAUUUUGUACCCCUCUUUCAUUGCGGAGAUGAAACGACCUCAAGAUUUCCCCAAGGCUCUGGCCAGUUUGACCAUCCUUCAACUCAUUUUGUUCAGUGUUACCGCUGCGGUAGGGUAUUACUACAACGGACAAUAUGCUACUGCUCCUAUCAUUGGUUCACUCUCCGAGCCUUGGGCCAAGAAGUCAGCCUUUGCGUUCGUCCUCAUCCCCACUGUCAUUAUCGGGGCUAUCUACGGCAAUGUUGCAGGCAAGUUUUUGUUCAAGCGUAUUUUGGGAAACACAAAACAUGCACACUCUCACAGUAUUGUCGGUUGGGGAACCUGGAUCGCCAUCGAUAUCUUCAUCUGGGCUGUCGCCUUUGUUCUGGGCAACGUCAUCCCCAGUAUGGGAGAUUUCCUCGGCAUCAUGUCUGCCGCGUUUGAUUCGUUCUUCGGUUUCAUCUUCUGGGCCGUAGCAUACUACCACAUGAACAAGAACAGACUUUUCACGAACUGGAAGAUGACAACCAUGACUGUUAUCAACGUGAUUAUCUUCUUCCUUGGACUAUUCAUGCUUGGUCCUGGUCUUUAUACCAGUGUCGAUGCAAUCAUCGCCGAUUACGCCGGUGCUGUCAGACAACCAUUCUCAUGUGCAUCUAAUGCUUUGUAG